Molecule: messenger RNA, 2114 nt
Organism: Eriocheir sinensis (Chinese mitten crab)
Lineage: Eukaryota; Metazoa; Arthropoda; Malacostraca; Decapoda; Varunidae
Exons: 11
Coding region: 136-1644 (502 amino acids)
Source: RefSeq, a predicted model, not a curated record
UCACGCCCCGCUACUCAUCAGAGGCCCCGCUAUAACACAGAGCUCACGGACGUCACAACAGCUUUGGGUUACACCGCAGGAAGGAUACUGCUGCCUACCCCUCCCAAACAGUGUUCACCAAGCGUGCCUGUACCGAUGCGAGGCAGGAUGCGGGCGGCGGCGACGUGCGUGGUGAUGCUGUUGCUGCUGGAGGGGCUGCUGGUGGGCAUUGCUGAAGGAUACUCUGUGGAGGGCGUCCUCCCUUACCCUGUUCCCCAGCAGACGUCGCAGGUGGUGAAGAAGGGCUCGGUGGAAGACUCAAAAGAAAGCCUUGAGGACAACAUUGACGAUGACCCAGAUUUCGUGCCCAACUAUGACAACGUGUAUUACGACGACGAUAGUGAAUACUCCGAAGAGAAAGAGACUGACAGAGAGGAGUACGAUAGUGGCUACUCCGAAGAGAACGAGAUUGACAGCCACGAGGAUGGAGGGUCGUUCAUCGCCAGUGAGGAGACAGAGGAAGGGAAGCUUUGGAUCUCCGACGAAGACCGUGACUGGACACCCUCAUCGAGCCAUGAGGACGACGGAUACGACGAUGACCAUAGCCAGGAAGAUGACAGCAUCGAAGGUAACGUCGACCGUCACUCAGAUGAGACUGUCCAGACAGACUCACGCCCCUUGCCUGAGGUCACCGUCCCUCAGCCCGGUGGGGUGAUAGCACAGUACGGCUACGGCAAAGGGGGAAACUUUGACGACGACGGGUCACACUCCCUCCCCGUGAAAAGCAAGCGGAACGUGAAGCAAGUGGUGAAAGAAUCUGCUCCUUACGGAAGUGAGCAAGACAAAAUUGAUUCUGGGCUCUGGGGCUCCAUCCAGGAUGGCAGCGGAGGAUAUCCAUGGGUGUCGACGGGGGUGGAGCCACUAUUUCCUGUUGGAGGCCUCCAGCCGCACGAGGUGGGGGCUGGGGUGGUGCCGGAGCUGGAAGGAGCCGUCGGGGACAAAGACAAGGAAUCAAGUGGAAGUUCUGUCGGCGGAUGGUUUAGAGAAGGAUGGAGGAGGUUCACUGGCGCUGUCGAGGACUUAGGUGACAAGGCUGAGGACACCUUCAGGAGCCUGGGAAAAGAGGUGGAGCACACGGCUGGCAGAGUUCACGAAACAGUAUCCUCAGCUGUCGACAAACUUCAUCAGAAAUACGAUGAGCUGCGGAAGAGGCUGCCGCAGAUUCUGGAACGCUUCAAGGCGCUCAUCCUCAAGUUCGGCGUUGUUAUUCAAGAGGGUGCCCGCUACUGCCUCAGGAGAUUCGAACACAGUGUGGACCAGGUCCGAGAGUCGCAUGUGAUUGUAAAGUUGGAACAGAAGCUGAAGGAAGGACACGCCGAAGUAGCCACGUUCUUCCAGAUUUUGGGAGAAAAAGUACAAGCAUGGCGGGAGAAACACGGCUCGGCGCACGUGGAUGCCGGUCUGCUGGACGGCUACACGGCGGGGAGUGGCCAGACCCAGCAGGAGGGCGGCGUGUACAGGCAGGACAUUGAGGAAAUGCCAGACUUCUUCCAGGACCCCCAAGUCAUAGUGCAACUCGACAAGCUGAAGGAGGAUGGCGUGCUGACUGACAGCGACAUCAUCAUACUCACCCAGGAGCACGUUACUCAAAACCAGCAGAACUAGCACCAGCCCCAACAGCAAAGUCAGAACACCGGCGAGUUCAUCCAGUUUCCCGAGUAAGACAGACAGAUGGGUCUGAUUGGUCUCCCUGUCAGGCUCGCGAGGCCGUUGACGGGAGGGUAAAAGUUUGAUUGGAUACUUCAUGGAGUGACUGACAUACGGACACUGAUUGCCAUCCUGGCUGCUGCGGCUGCUGCUGAGCGGCCCUCCCCGUCCAGUGAGGGCAGCGGGGUUACCAGCGCCUUCAGUGACUGUUUCUGUACAUUGAAGGAAAAAUAGCCAUCUUGCCAAGUAAUCAAAUGACUAGUACAAGCUGUCUGUACCAAAUAAAAUUCUUAACACUUUAUUGAACAACAGGGGGACUGGAUGUUGCUUGAUGCUUCCCCUAAUGAAAAAAACGACGAUUUUUUUUUCAGAUUUUGCACUUCUUUACUUGUCCAUUUCCCUAGCAUCAUAUUAAAUCAAUGAGCAUA